UUUUUGUAAAAAUGGAUGAAAGACUCACAUCAUGCUUGUUUACCUAGUAAACGUAUCCCUUUGGGAGCUGAGAAGAAAUAAAAAUACUCUUCUGGGACCUGAUUUCUUCAUGUUUUUCUUUGGCCUGUGCAUUCAAUGCAGACUGAAGAGCACUGCAGACAGAUCAUAGGAGCAAAAUGGAUGAACCCUCCACCUAACAUACAGCUCCACUUUCUGGAAUGCUAAGUGGAAAAGAGGAAUUCUUCCAGCAUGAAAUCCAGUGCUUACCAACAAUCUGAACGCCUAUACAAACUAGGAUGAGAAGACAGUAUCUGGAAAAUAAAAGAUGAACCCACUUGAUGCAACAAAAUCAGGAUUUUUAGUGUGCAUUGCUGUCUGUAUGUUCAUCCUCACUUUUACCUACCUAAAGGAUACAAUUUUCACAGAGCCAAAUGAACAAAAAUUGAAUGCAAAUAUAGCAGAGUGUGGUUUUUACCCAGAUGAACUUUGUUCAGCUCUUUUUGUGGGGAAAACUGCUGCCUUUAAAAUUGGAAACUUCUGUCAGAAUACCUACCAACCUAAACCACUCAGCUGCAUUCAGACUUCAUGCAACUGCUCCAUGGUUUUGAAGACUCUGCAUUUUAUCACCAGACCACUAUCAGAUGAAGAAGGAAAUUUCUCACUGGCAUACAUUAUCACAAUUCACAAGGAGCUGGAAAUGUUUGUAAAGCUUCUAAGAGCUAUCUAUAUGCCUCAGAAUGUUUACUGCAUACAUGUGGAUGCAAAGUCACCCAAAGAUUAUAAGGCUGCUGUACAAAACAUUGUUAAUUGCUUUAAAAAUAUCUUUAUUUCUUCAAAAAGAGAAAAUGUUGUUUAUGCAGGAUUUUCAAGAUUACAAGCUGAUAUUAAUUGCAUGAGAGAUCUAGUGCGUUCCAAAGUUCAGUGGAAUUAUGUUAUUAAUUUAUGUGGUCAAGAUUAUCCCAUUAAAACAAACAAAGAUAUUAUACGAUACAUCAAAAGUAAAUGGAAUGGUAAAAAUAUGACUCCUGGGGUGGUGCAACCACUUCACAUGAAACACAGGACACAGGUUAGUUACAGAGAAUAUAUACGUUCUGGAGUGUCGUACGUGUAUCCAACAAAGAAUAUAAAAGCUAAGCCUCCAUAUAACUUGACAAUAUAUUUUGGUAGUGCUUAUUACAUACUCACUAAAGAAUUUGUAGAGUUUACAUUGACUGAUGCACGUGCAAAAGAUUUGCUUGAAUGGUCAAGAGACACGUACAGCCCGGAUGAACACUACUGGGUCACACUGAAUCGUUUAAAUGAUGCUCCAGGGGCUACACCCAAUGCAGACUGGGAAGGAAACAUACGAGCCAUUAAAUGGAAAGAUCAAGAUGGAACCACACAUAAAGGCUGCAAAGGUCAUUACAUCAGAGACAUUUGUGUUUACGGACUAGGGGAUUUGCAGUGGAUUAUUGAGUCACCUCAUUUGUUUGCCAACAAAUUUGAGCCUGCAAGAUACCCACUUGUUACAGAGUGCCUGGAGCGGCGGUUCCGGCUGAAGGUGCUGCACCAGGCAGAGGUGCCGGUCGAAGAUCACUGGCGUUUUCAGGAAGAGAACUAUUUCAACAUGAAGCUGAAUGUUUGA
Chaetura pelagica (chimney swift) is the source of this 1624-nucleotide messenger RNA. RefSeq names its product glucosaminyl (N-acetyl) transferase family member 7 (gene GCNT7). Lineage: Eukaryota; Metazoa; Chordata; Aves; Apodiformes; Apodidae. Gene Ontology annotation, molecular function: acetylglucosaminyltransferase activity. Gene Ontology annotation, cellular component: membrane. The transcript has 4 exons. The record is from RefSeq and is a predicted model, not a curated record. The coding region runs from base 326 to 1624 and encodes 432 amino acids.